AUGGGAGGAGUCCGAACAAACACCAUCAAAAGAGCUGCCAGAAACAUGAUCGAGAAGUACUACCCGAUGUUGACUCUUGACUUCAACACAAACAAGAGAGUUGUCGACGAGUUUGCCGUUAUCAGCACCAAGAAGAUGAGAAACAAAAUUGCCGGGUACAUCACCCACUUGAUGAAGCGUAUUCAAAACGGCCCAGUCAGAGGUAUCUCUUUCAAAUUGCAAGAAGAAGAAAGAGAAAGAAGAGACAACUUCAUCCCAGAAAAGUCUGAAGUCCAAACCGACAACCUCGUCACUGACGCUGUUACCCUUAAGAUGUUGGAGGCUAUUGGAAUGCCAAUGAACAAGAAAUAA
This is a messenger RNA of Entamoeba invadens IP1, 351 nucleotides long. Its product is annotated as 40S ribosomal protein S17-B, putative. NCBI's taxonomy places the organism in Eukaryota, Evosea, Mastigamoebida, Endamoebidae. The transcript has a single exon. Gene Ontology annotation, biological process: translation. The coding region runs from base 1 to 351 and encodes 116 amino acids. Gene Ontology annotation, molecular function: structural constituent of ribosome. Gene Ontology annotation, cellular component: ribosome. The record is from RefSeq and is a predicted model, not a curated record.